Molecule: messenger RNA, 5437 nt
Organism: Talpa occidentalis (Iberian mole)
Lineage: Eukaryota; Metazoa; Chordata; Mammalia; Eulipotyphla; Talpidae
Gene: GUCY1A1
Product: guanylate cyclase 1 soluble subunit alpha 1
Exons: 10
Coding region: 749-2821 (690 amino acids)
Biological process (GO): cGMP biosynthetic process; response to oxygen levels
Cellular component (GO): guanylate cyclase complex, soluble
Molecular function (GO): heme binding; guanylate cyclase activity
Source: RefSeq, a predicted model, not a curated record
CGCAACAAAACGGAACCACAAAACAGACCUAAAUGCACCAAGCAGAAGCAUGACCUCACUGGAAAGAUAUACAUGCUCUGUAGCCAUAGGAUCGAUUUUGUAAAGGAACAGAUUGACUUAAAACUUGAAGACCAUCCGUGCCAGUAUCAACCCUCCAGUCUCAAUGCUGCGGUUUUGGACUAUGGAACGCUAGGGUUUUCCCCAACAGUGCAUAGUGGAAACGUUUCUUUCCAUUUUUUUUUAAUUUGCCAAAUCUUCCUUGAGCGCGUUCGCCCUUUUCCUAUCUCUUCCCCGUCCCGGGUGUCUGCUCCACUCGGGAACUGCUGGGAUGGCGAUUGGGCGGCUGGAGGGGCCAGGACUCAGUUCCCUCGCCCUGGCGGAGUGGGUGGGACUCCCCAGAGCCAGCUCUGCACCAGCAGGUCUCUGAGCGGUCGCCCUGCGCUUUCCCUGCGCCAGACCCGAGGAAGAAAGAGCCGCGGGGAGCCGCCCCGGGCGACCGGUACCUGCCUGGGAGGGAGCGCCUGGGCCAAUGGAGGACCCGGGACCCUAGCGCCCUCGCCAUGUGCGACUUGGAGAGGCGCGCCCCGGAGCUGCUGCAGAGCCGGAAACGCAGCGCCGAGGUCUGGGAAGCCGCCGGGGUCAACCUACGUCUGCAGUGUCCUUGAUCUGAGGGUGCCUUCCACUUGUCAGUCCCACAUAAGAUCAGCUCCCCAGGAGGAUACCUGCUUCAGGAGAUACCACUGCCACCAUGUUCUGCACGAAGCUAAAGGAUCUCAAGAUUACUGGAGACUGCCCGUUUUCCUUAAUGGCACCAGGGCAGGUCCCUAAGGAGUCCUCAGAAGAAGUAGCAGGAAGCUUGGAGAGCUGUGAAGCAACUGUCCCCAUCUGUCAGGACCUGCCUGAGAAGAAUGCCCAAGGAAGCCUUCCUCAGAGGAAGACCAGUCGGAGCCGAGUCUAUCUCCACACUUUGGCAGAGAGUAUUUGCAAACUGAUUUUCCCAGAGUUUGAGCGGUUGAACCUCGCUCUUCAAAGAACAUUGGCAAGACACAAAAUAAAAGAAAACAGGAACUCUUUGGAAAGAGAAGACUUUGAAAAAAUAAUUGUUGACCAAGCAGUUGCAGCAGGAGUUCCAGUGGAGAACGUCAAAGAAUCUCUCGGUGAAGAGCUUUUUAAAAUAUGUUAUGAGGAAGAUGAACACAUCCUAGGGGUGGUUGGAGGAACCCUCAAAGAUUUUUUAAACAGCUUCAGCACCCUUCUGAAGCAGAGUAGCCACUGCCAAGAAGCAGAAAAGAGAGGCCGGCUUGAGGAUGCAUCCAUUUUGUGUCUGGAUAAGGAUCAGGAUUUCUUAAAUGUUUAUUAUUUCUUUCCUAAGAAAAUCACGUCCCUGAUUCUCCCAGGCAUCAUUAAGGCAGCUGCUCACAUAUUGUAUGAAACUGAAGUGCAAGUGUCAAUAAUACCCUCCUGCUUCCCUAGCGACUGCAGUGAGUUUGUUAAUGAGCCUUGUUUGUUGUACUCCGUUCACAUCAAAAGCACCAAGCCCUCGCUGUCCCCUGGCAAGCCCCAGUCCUCACUGGUGAUCCCUGCUUCUCUCUUCUGUAAGACCUUUCCAUUCCACUUCAUGUUUGACAAAGAUAUGAUAAUCUUGCAAUUUGGCAAUGGCAUUCGAAGGCUGAUGAGCAGGAGAGACCUUCAAGGAAAGCCUCAUUUUGAAGAGUACUUUGAAAUUCUGACCCCCAAGAUCAGCCAAACCUUUAGUGGCAUCAUGACGAUGUUGAAUAUGCAAUUUGUGGUCCGAGUGAGAAGAUGGGACAACUCGGUGAAGAAAUCUUCACGGGUUAUGGACCUCAAAGGCCAAAUGAUCUACAUUGUGGAAUCCAGCGCCAUCUUGUUCUUAGGAUCACCCUGUGUGGACAGAUUGGAAGAUUUCACAGGGCGAGGGCUCUAUCUCUCAGACAUCCCGAUCCACAAUGCCCUGAGGGAUGUGGUCUUGAUAGGGGAACAAGCCAGGGCCCAAGAUGGCCUGAAGAAGAGGCUGGGCAAGCUGAAGGCCACCCUCGAGCAAGCCCACCAAGCCCUGGAGGAGGAGAAGAAGAAGACCGUUGAUCUCCUGUGCUCUAUCUUCCCCUGCGAGGUCGCGCAGCAGCUGUGGCAAGGGCAAGCUGUGCAAGCCAAGAAGUUCAGCAAUGUCACCAUGCUUUUCUCAGACAUCGUUGGGUUCACGGCUAUCUGCUCGCAGUGCUCACCCCUGCAGGUCAUCACCAUGCUCAAUGCGCUCUACACGCGCUUUGACCAGCAGUGCGGAGAGCUGGAUGUCUACAAGGUGGAGACCAUAGGUGAUGCAUACUGUGUGGCGGGGGGACUGCACAGAGAAAGUGACACCCACGCUGUCCAGAUAGCGCUGAUGGCCCUGAAGAUGAUGGAGCUCUCUGGUGAAGUCAUGUCUCCCCAUGGAGAACCCAUCAAGAUGCGAAUCGGGUUGCAUUCCGGCUCUGUUUUUGCUGGAGUAGUCGGUGUUAAAAUGCCCCGUUACUGCCUUUUUGGGAACAACGUCACCUUGGCUAACAAAUUUGAGUCCUGCAGUGUCCCACGGAAAAUCAAUGUCAGCCCAACAACGUACAGAUUACUCAAAGACUGCCCUGGCUUUGUGUUCACCCCUCGCUCCAGGGAGGAACUUCCACCCAACUUCCCCAGUGAAAUUCCUGGAAUCUGUCAUUUUCUGGAAGCUUAUCACCAAGGAACAACAUCAAAACCGUGUUUCCAGAAGAAAGAUGUUGAAGAUGGCAAUGCCGAUUUUUUAGGCAAAGCUUCAGGAAUAGAUUAGCAGAACAUUUAGCUGAUUAUUAGUUUUUGGGGUUUGACUCCUUUGAGCUUGUGUGGAACUUCCAAAAGCACUUUAGGCUUGCAGACAGCUAAAGAGCAGUAUUAAAAUUUCAGGAGCUCAGUCACAAUCUACUUUUCUUCCACUUAACAUGACAAAAUGUGUUCACUUCAGUACUUAGGUGAAAAAAAAUGAAAGAAACCUCAAAAUGUGACUUUUGGGGACCACUUUUGUUAAAUAAUGAUCACUCACUCUCUAUUGCAAAGUUUAGCACCUGUAUAUAGACCAGGAAUUGUAGCCUGAUGGAGUCACCUGCCUUCUCGUGCCCUGGUAGAAUCCCUAGCCUUGGCUAUGAAAGUGUAUUUGUGAUAGUCUUGCCUUAAAAAAGCUUUUGAGUAGAAAUUACUGUCUUUGAUACCAUCAGCUCUUUUAACCUUUCCACUCUUCAGUUUAUUACAUUUCUUCAUUAAACUGUUAGCAUACGACCAUAAAAUAGAAUAAGUUUUUCUGUUGCACUUUUUAAGAGAAAAUAAGCAGUUAUGGGUUAGAUGCAAUAUAAGUAUGAAAUAAUUCUGUAAAUAUCGAAGAUUAUUUUAUAAAAAUAUUCUACUGAACGUAACAUGUCAUGACAAUAAAUAUACUACUUUUUGUUUGGCAUUGUUUUAUUCUACACAUGGUAAAAACUAUUUUCAUUCAUAUUAGCAAUUGAAUUCUUAUCCAUUCAUUUUCAUGUCAUAAUAUUUAGGAUAAAAGAGGCUUUUAGCCUGUAUUAAAAUGUAGUAAUAUCAUUACAAUUUCAUUUAACUAGAAGCAAUGUGUGAAUAAAGUAAGGUCCAGGGAACACACCAUGAAGUACAGAAGUCAAACAUUUACAUGCACACAGCCACACACCCACAUACACAUGCUCAUGUGUACUCACACUCACAUACACAGUGAGAUCCAUUUUUGUCAGCAGACAUCCUCUUUGCCAUGCUCAGCCAUGUAAAGUUCCUAUCAGAACAUCUUCAUUCAGAAGCGGAAAAUAAGACUUUCUUUUCGCUGAUACUUCUUUUUAAAAAUAUUUGUGUUGAACAAUUUGAUGAGUGUAUGUAGGCUAAGUUUUUUGUCUUUAGUACACAUCUGUGGUUUUUUUUUUAAUUCUAGUUCAAACAUUUCAAUGGCAUUUUUAAAAUGGGAUGUUAGUAUUGAUGAAGAAAAUUGUAAUUUCAUUAUGUAAAUUCCCAAGCAUUAUUCUGGAGCUUGUACUUUUAUUUUUAAUGAUACUUUAAGAUCUCUGGUGAACAAAAUAAUGUACAGAAUUUUGUUUGGGAUAAGGAUUUGCCUUUAAAAAUUAGAGCUCAACUUCAAAGUAAGAAAAAAGAGGACUUGAUAGUUUUUAAAUCAGUAUUAGCAGAUCCCUAGAGGCACCUAAAUUUCAUUGGGGUUAUAAGAAGUAACUCAGUUUAAAUUUCUUAACUUUUCCGUUAAGUCCCUAGCUAAACUCAUGGUAACCUCAGGAAUAAAAAAAUCAUAAUUAAUUGAUCUCUAAUCUCCACAGGCUUCUACUGUAGAUAUUAUAAUAAUUGUCCUUACUAAAUGAUACUCUACUGUAAGGACUGAAUAUAUCUCAGUCAUUACUAGUGUUAUUUUUGGGGUAUAACAUAGGCCCGGGAAAGUAUAGUUAUAGUCUCACAAUUAUAUGAGGUUAAUAAAAGCAUUUGAAAGGAAAAUAAAAACACAUUUUUUCUUUCAGGAAGGGAACCCUUAUUAUAAGGAAAAUAAUAGAAAUUUUAAAAAUGUAAACAGCAUAAAAUAAUAUUUCUUUAUCAAAUAAUAAGUAGACCCCAAAUUUGUAGUAAUUUCUGUUCUAAAGGUUUGUAAAUUAAAAUUUGAGGUAUAUUUGUCUGCAUACAUGCACACACACACACACACACACACAGAACCACUGGAGAAAAAUAAAAGCAUUCUGAGUAAAAGUUAUACUACUCCUGCAACUUUUCCAUAAAUUUUACAUUUUAUCUAAAUGAAAAGUUACUUAAAAAGUAUAUUUUCUCAGAAAAAUUAAAUUAUCUGUUGUAGAUUCCCAGACCAGCCUACUAAGAUUCAUCAAGUAAGUUAUGGAAUAACUUGUGAACCUGAUGCAAGAAAAACAUACACCAUGGUAGGGUGCAUUCAAAACCCACAAACCUGAUGCUAAAAAUGUUGAAGAAACCUUUUUCAUUCCUUCUCUUACCCACCGUGGAUGGUAGCAAUUAGGGAGACAUUUUCAGAUCCAAACCACUGAUGGCAGCCAGGGUAGAGACCCUAGAGAGUAAGUUGUCAAAGAAAGUUAAGGGCCAAAGCAGGAACUGAGGAUGAAGAAAAGAAUGGACUCAGUUGUGUGACAAGGUGGGGGCUCUCGUUGCCAGUCUAAGUAUCCUGCAUAUAAUGUGUAUUUCAUGUCUGCUUCUCAAUUAGCAUGUUUCUCCUGAGAAUUCUGGAACUGAUCCUUCUGUUCAGGUUUAAUUGUUGCCAUUCAUGCCUCUUGUCCCCUUGUUUUAUGUGUAGUAAAUAAAUUUUCUCUCUAUGCGGUUUUCUCAAGCAAACCUAGAGUUCCACUGAAGCUUUUUGAAGAUGUUUGCAUCAAAAAGCAAAGGGAAA